AUGCCUUCGGGUCCAUGGGGGGACUUUUUGUGUAAAGCUUGGUUCUCGGGAACAUUGCUAUGGGGCUGCAUCAAUACGUCAAUCGUCAAUCUGACAUUGCUCACGCUAGAGCGUUAUUUCGGCGUAUGUCACCCAAUCUGGCAUCACAAUAAUGUGACGACAAAUAAGGCGAUCAUCGCCAUGGUAACAACCUGGGUCAUUGGGCACUUGGCGGAAUCGCCAUGGGGUUGGCCUACUCACCAGAGCAUCGACGGCGAGUGCGUGUUUAGUUGGCCUAGUGUCAGCUACAGUAUAUUCGUUGGAGUGGAGUUGUUUGUGAUUGAAUAUCUGAUACCAGUCUCCGUUAUGAUUUAUUCAUACGUGAAUAUCUUACGCGCCUUAAAAGUCAGUCCCGUCAAUCAACCUACUGGUAUAAACAAUGUCGAAGUUACCCUCAGAGACAAGCAAAAGUUAGAACGGGCGGAGCGUCUCAGAUGGAACGUCAUCAAAAUGUUACUUAUAGUGGUGAUAUGGUAUAUCAUUUGCUUCACGCCAAACAUAUUUGGAUUUGAUCUCUGGUUUUUGACAUUCCGGCAGUACCUUGACCUUGGAGGUGUCUUCUACAAUAUGUCUGUAGCGAUGGCUUUCUGUAACAUGUGCGUGAACCCGUUCAUUUACGCUAUAAAAUACGAAGAAUUCCAGAUUGCUCUGAAGAAGAGACUUCCGUGUGGAGCCCUGAAUGGCAGCAAUGAUGUGCGCAUGCUCGGGGAUUCAGCCAUAGACACAAACACAUCAGGGAUAUGA
This is a messenger RNA of Saccoglossus kowalevskii, 783 nucleotides long. Its product is annotated as kappa-type opioid receptor-like. Gene Ontology annotation, cellular component: membrane. Lineage: Eukaryota; Metazoa; Hemichordata; Enteropneusta; Harrimaniidae. Gene Ontology annotation, biological process: G protein-coupled receptor signaling pathway. Gene Ontology annotation, molecular function: G protein-coupled receptor activity. The record is from RefSeq and is a predicted model, not a curated record.